Messenger RNA from Aspergillus welwitschiae, 328 nucleotides. RefSeq lists its product as uncharacterized. NCBI's taxonomy places the organism in Eukaryota, Fungi, Ascomycota, Eurotiomycetes, Eurotiales, Aspergillaceae. The coding region runs from base 59 to 253 and encodes 64 amino acids. The transcript has a single exon. The record is from RefSeq and is a predicted model, not a curated record.
GGGGGGGGGGGGGGGGGGGGAGAGGAGAGGAGUGCAGAAGGAACUUGUAGUUUUACGAAUGGUGUGCCUUGCUUGUUAUCUUUCUCUAUAUUGUUUUUCUCUUUCAUUCCAACUUUCCAUUCAUGUAUUUGAAAAGAUGGCGUUGGGAUUGGAUGUUCGAUACUUCAGAUAUUAUUACUACUACUACUUACUUACUUAUCGGUAUUUACUAUGGGGGGGGGCGGGGCAGGAAUGUCUAUACUAUGGAGCAUGAACUACUAAGAACAAUUGAUGCUGUUAUGGAUGUACUGUCUGGCUGUAUAUAGUAAGAGUGAUGUUGAACCCCAGC